Molecule: messenger RNA, 522 nt
Organism: Pseudozyma hubeiensis SY62
Lineage: Eukaryota; Fungi; Basidiomycota; Ustilaginomycetes; Ustilaginales; Ustilaginaceae
Product: tetratricopeptide repeat containing protein
Exons: 2
Coding region: 1-522 (173 amino acids)
Source: RefSeq, a predicted model, not a curated record
AUGUAUCAAGAGCUGUCGAGGGUCCACGAUCCUCAGAGGUCCAUGCGCUGCCACCAAAUUCGACAGAUUCGAUCUCGCCCUUCUUACCACCAAGCUGUAAAAGUCUACAACAGGUCCUCCAUUCGACGCCGCCGAAGGUCCUUGAGCAAAUCCGAUCGGAACAACAGCGCCAUGACCAGGGUAGAGGUGAAACAGCAGCAGGCCGCGGAGAAGAGCCUCGCUGUCUUCAUGUUGCGCUGCUGCUGGAGAGACGAACAAGAUGUGACCGUCGAUGGAGGAAACCAAAAGAGGCAGCAUUCUCGAGUCGAGAUCAUUGAAGUGAGCUGCUACGUGAGAUGCCUGUCUAGGCAAGUAAGGACCAGCUUCGAUGGACGCAGCGAGCUGUUGAGCUUCGAGACUCUGGUAUGGCUGCGGACGACGAGGAAGACGGUCACCGCGCCUCGCGGCCACGGGAGUGCAGCUGAAAACCCAGAAGGCGAUACACCAGAGCUGAAACAAACGGUAUCUUGGCAGCAUUUCUAA